AUGCUCAACACCUUGGAUGGCAUGAGGGAUGAGACGGGGGCGAGCUUAACUCCUUGGGCAGUCUGGACGAGGGUGUGGACUGCUGAGGAGAAUAUGCACGGAUAUCUGAUCGGGUCGGGAAUGGACUUGAGGACAGAAAACAGCCCGUACCUCGGAUUCAUCUACACAUCCUUCCAAGAAAGGGCUACAUUUGUGUCCCACGGAAACACAGCCCGACAAGCCCGGGAGCACGGGAACAUCAAGCUGGCUCAGAUAUGUGGAGAUGAUUUCUUUCUCAAAUUGAUGACGUACCUUGCUCCCGAGGAUGUUGUAUCAUAG
Messenger RNA from Salvia miltiorrhiza (redroot sage), 318 nucleotides. Its product is annotated as stearoyl-[acyl-carrier-protein] 9-desaturase, chloroplastic-like. The record is from RefSeq and is a predicted model, not a curated record. The transcript has 2 exons. Bases 1 to 318 code for a protein of 105 amino acids. Lineage: Eukaryota; Viridiplantae; Streptophyta; Magnoliopsida; Lamiales; Lamiaceae. Gene Ontology annotation, molecular function: stearoyl-[ACP] desaturase activity. Gene Ontology annotation, biological process: fatty acid metabolic process. Gene Ontology annotation, cellular component: chloroplast stroma.